Camellia sinensis is the source of this 690-nucleotide messenger RNA. Lineage: Eukaryota; Viridiplantae; Streptophyta; Magnoliopsida; Ericales; Theaceae. The record is from RefSeq and is a predicted model, not a curated record.
AUGUCAAGGAGGCAAACAACUCCAUCGCAGCGCUUAGCAGGCAGUGGUCCAUUUGGGGGUAUUUUUCAUCCCAAAUCACGCGUUUCUCCUUUGUUAUCUGUUGUCCUCAUCAUAGUGGGCGUAGUGCUCUUAAUAGGCCUUUUUCGCGGAGGCUCAGGUAUAUUUGCAGGCAACAAAGAAGCAAUUAGUAAGGUUGAAGGUGACUAUUCUUGUACAUUAGAAGUUCACAUGGGCUUGAGAAAUCGGAGCUUCCAUUUUUUUUUGUGGGCUCUGAGAAAACCCACUUGGGCAAUUGAAGAUCUCGAUUCUGUGCCGAUUGAAUUCACUGAUCGGACAUUGGAGAGAGGGAGAGUGAGCUUCGGACGGGCACCGCAGAGAGAGAUUCUGGAACACCCAUCAAUCGGAGGGUCUCUGUUUCACGCAGGUUGGGGAUCGGUGAUUGAAACACUGCAAUUUGGACACUCGAUGGUGGUUCUUCCAUUGAUAAUCGAUCAGGGUUUGAAUGCGAGGUUGAUGGUUGAAAAGGGUUUGGCGAUUGAAGCGGAGAGAAGUGAAGAUGGGUCGUUUAGCAGAGACGACAUAGCUAAGGCUCUGAAACUAGCUAUGGUGUCCAAGGAAGGAGAUGAAAUGAGAGCUCGGUUGAGAGAAGCUGCGAAGAUGGCUGGACAUCAGAAACUGCAUGAUGGUUAG